Molecule: messenger RNA, 2885 nt
Organism: Gossypium arboreum
Lineage: Eukaryota; Viridiplantae; Streptophyta; Magnoliopsida; Malvales; Malvaceae
Exons: 6
Coding region: 116-2458 (780 amino acids)
Biological process (GO): chloroplast organization
Cellular component (GO): chloroplast outer membrane
Source: RefSeq, a predicted model, not a curated record
GUUAAAAAAUAAGUUUGUAAUAUAAUUAAAGCGAUAAUAAAAUAAAAUUAAAAAUUUUGAAAUAAUUUUCAGUUGUUUCAAUUAUUUUGUGUUGCUGCAGUUGUUGAUUGGAACAAUGAAAGAUCUUCAUAAGUUCUACCCUGAAAGCAUACCCUAUUUUCGCAUUUCAGAGUUUAAAAAAUUGCCCCUUAAUAAGGCGCUGAUAUACUUUUGCAAGGCAUUGCAAGGCCUUGGGGACACAUCAAAGAUGAGCGAUGAGUGGAUAAACAAAUAUAAGUACGAUAUACAUGAUAAUGACAACUGCAAAAAUGUCGAUAAACUCGUUGAAAUUGCUGUGGCUACACUCAAUGGAUUGAUUAAGAUAGCAAAGGAGAAAUUCGAUAUGAUGGAUGAAGAUGAUGAGAACAAAGAGUUCGGUCCGAAGGCUAAAACGUUUGGAAAGGUUUUGAAGGAAUCGUAUUCGGAGUAUGGCUCGAGUAGCCCUUCUCCGGUGACACCAACUUCUGUCCUGCCUGAAUUGAUGAAUGGUUCGCCGAAAUCCUCUUAUUCGUCAACACUUUUGUUGCCUCUUCGGGUUCAAGCGGUUGGGAAAUCGAAUCCUGUAGAUGUGAAGCGGCUCGGGUCAGAUAUGCUUCCGAAGGUUCAAGUCCAUGUUCAGAACUCAUUGAACCAAAAGAAGGUUGCUGCUGUUGAGAAACAGAAGAAAGACGCAAAGGGCAAUUCCCCAGUGAGAAAAACAUCAGAGGUUCCCCAUUUGAAUUCAAGCAAUGCUUCCGGUGAUAGAGCAAAGAGCUCACUGAAUGUAUUGCCAUCAUCGCCUUCAGGGAGGCUACAUUCCGAGUUGUUGAAAGAUAAAGUAGGUGCUGAAAAAUCAACAUUGCCAUCACCAUCACCACUAUCAGCAUCCCUAUUUCCGUCACCGUCACUGUCAGCAUCACCAUUACCAUCACCAUCAGCAUCACAAUUGUCAUCACCACUAUCAACAUCGCUAUUGCCAUCACCGUCACCAUCAGCAUCACAAUUGUCAUCACCACUAUCAACAUCCCUAUUGCCAUCACCGUCACCUUCAGCAUCACCAUUGCCAUCACCAUCAGCGUCACAAUUGCCAUCACCGUCACCACUAUCAGAAACAUCAUCUGCAGAAGUGUUACUGCCAUCCCCGCAAUCACAGCGAGUAAAGAUGUCAAUGGAUAUGGAGACGGACAUAAGAUUACUUCCACCACCACCGAAACCGUCGGCUGAAGUUUUAUUGGCACCCCUGCCAUCCCUGCCAACAAAGCUGUCAACAGAUAAGGCAGUAGAUAUAAGAGCAUUUGCACCAUCGGCUCCACCGACAGCAGCAUCAGCACUAGCACCACCAUUGUUGCAACAAAAUGUAGUAUCGGGAGGACCGCCAUUGCCUUCGCCCCCAAUGUUGCAACGAAAUGUAGAAGCGGUACAAGCAACAAAAGUAGCAACAGAGUCACAGUUGCCUUCACCACUUUCAAUGCUAACAAAUAUAACAGUGGCUGGAAUACCAUUACCACGUCCGCCCUCACCUCCACCUCCGGUCUCAUCGAAGCCAAAUGUAGUGGCUAUAGGAGCACCCCUUCCACCACCACCUCCAGUCCUAUUGCAGUCAAAAGUAGUGGCAACCGGAGCACCACUUCCACCACCACCACCUCCUCCUCCUGGAACAGUAUCAACAAUGCCACCACCCCAACCACCGAUGAUCCUUUCACAGGGAUCGGGACCAUUGCUGCCGCCACCGCCAUCACCCCCCAUGUCAAACGGAGGAGCUGCUCCACCACCUCCUCCACAUGGUGCGGCAAAAUCCUUGCGCCCCAAGAAAGCAAAUACUAAAUUGAAGAGAUCAAGCCAUAUAGGUAACCUAUAUCGGGUUUGGAAGGGCAAAAUCGAAGAAUGUCCCAUGCAAGGCAAGUCACCUAGUGGUACAAAAACUGGGGUUGGAACCAUCAUCAUCAAUGGCAAACAAGGCAUAUCUGAUGCAUUAGCAGAGAUGAACAAGAGAUCGGAUUAUUUCCCACAAAUCGAAGAAGACGUCGACAAGCAUGCUAAAUCAAUCACAGAACUCAAAACUGCUGUCAACGCAUUCAAUACAAAGGACAUGACAAAGCUGCUCAAGUUCCACAAACAUGUAGAAUCCAUUCUUGAGAACUUUACAGAUGAAACUCAGGUUCUAACAAGGUUUGAAGGGCUCCCAACAAAAAAGUUGGAAGCAUUAAGGACAGCUUCAGGACUUUAUUUGAAAUUAGAAUCAAUGGUCACUGUGCUACAAAACUGGAAGAUUGAGCCUCCUUUGGCUGAGCUUCUUAACAAGGUUGAUCGUUACUUCAACAAGGAUUUAAUUCUAUCGAAAGGAGGCCAGACUCACAAGGGAAGAAUCCGUCGAGGACCGAAGGACCCAUCACAAGUUCGAUAUUGGGUCGGGGAUGUCUAUGCUCGGUUUUAUCCUUGAGUUUUGUUUUUCAGCUCUGCUAAGAGCCCAAGCAGGUUCAGAGAGUUAGAUCAAGUGGUACCCCUACCCACAAAUGCCUUAAAAGUCCAUGUGUUCAUAUCCCAUCAAGAACAAAUGUAUAUAUUUUUGUUGGUGGGUAAGGGUGUUGAUGCUCUGUGAACGUGCCACCUUCUUGUGCUCUUAGCAGAGUAACUUCGUGAACUCAUUCGGGCCCUCUGCAAUGUUGGAAGACAAAAUUUAGGAUAAAACUAAGGAUAAACGUUUUAGGCCCAAUAGCAAACUUGUUGAGGGGUUUGUUGACCCUUGAUGGAUGACAUUUUGCAGACUUCUCCUUUAGUGACACUGACCUUCCUUCAACAAGUCCUAAUACUUAAGUAUUGGCAUGACUUAACAUAUAUUUUUUUAAUAAUAUCAUUAAUUAGUCAAA